This is a messenger RNA of Asterias rubens (European starfish), 2181 nucleotides long. Its product is annotated as 26S proteasome regulatory subunit 6B. Lineage: Eukaryota; Metazoa; Echinodermata; Asteroidea; Forcipulatida; Asteriidae. Gene Ontology annotation, biological process: proteasome-mediated ubiquitin-dependent protein catabolic process. The transcript is spliced from 10 exons. Gene Ontology annotation, molecular function: proteasome-activating activity; ATP binding; ATP hydrolysis activity. The record is from RefSeq and is a predicted model, not a curated record. Bases 14 to 1273 code for a protein of 419 amino acids. Gene Ontology annotation, cellular component: proteasome regulatory particle, base subcomplex.
UGCAACAAGCAACAUGGAAGAAAUCGGGAUCACAGUUUCUAAUAAAGACAAGGAUGAAGUUCCUUCAAGCACAGGAUCUAGACCAACCACAACAACACCAUCAAGUAUCUUAGAUACGCUAGACACAGAUGACCUUUACACAAGAUUCAAAAAACUUCAGCGACAGAUAGAAUUUUACGAAGUCCAAGAGGAGUACAUCAAAGAUGAGCAGAAGAAUCUGAAGAAGGAGUUUCUUCAUGCUCAGGAGGAAGUCAAACGCAUCCAGAGCGUUCCUCUCGUUAUCGGACAAUUCCUAGAAGCCGUCGACCAACACACUGGCAUCGUUGGCUCAACAACAGGGUCCAACUCCUACGUCAGAAUCUUGAGCACACUAGACAGGGAAUUAUUGAAGCCAAGUGCCUCUGUUGCUCUUCACAAACACAGCAAUGCGUUGGUCGACGUCCUACCACCGGAGGCAGACAGCAGUAUUACUAUGCUUGGAGCUGAUGAAAAGCCAGACGUUUGUUACUCAGACAUUGGUGGUAUGGACAUCCAGAAGCAGGAGAUUCGAGAAGCCGUCGAGCUCCCCCUGACUCACUUUGGCUUGUACCAGCAGAUCGGUAUCGAUCCACCUAGAGGUGUCCUCAUGUAUGGUCCCCCGGGGUGUGGUAAAACUAUGCUGGCCAAAGCUGUAGCUCAUCAUACCACUGCUUCCUUCAUCAGAGUAGUGGGCUCAGAGUUUGUCCAGAAAUACCUCGGGGAGGGUCCGAGGAUGGUUCGAGACGUCUUCAGGUUGGCUAAGGAGAACGCUCCGGCCAUCAUCUUUAUUGACGAGAUCGACGCCAUCGCUACCAAGAGAUUCGAUGCGCAGACAGGAGCCGAUCGAGAGGUGCAGCGAAUUCUUCUGGAGUUACUCAACCAAAUGGACGGAUUUGAUCAAACGGUCAAUGUGAAGGUUAUCAUGGCGACGAAUCGAGCCGACACCCUAGACCCCGCCCUCCUCCGACCAGGUAGGCUCGACCGCAAGAUUGAAUUCCCGAUGCCGGACAGACGACAGAAGCGUCUUAUCUUCAGCACAGUCUGCAUAAAGAUGAACCUCUCGGAUGAAGUGGAUCUUGAAGAUUAUGUUGCCCGACCAGACAAGAUCUCAGGUGCUGAUAUCAAUGCAAUAUGCCAAGAGGCUGGCAUGCAGGCUGUCAGAGAGAACCGCUACGUCAUCUUGGCCAAGGACUUUGAGAAGGGUUACCGUAACAACAUCAAGAAGGACGAGUCAGAACACGAAUUCUAUAAAUAGUUUCUUUAAAUUAUGUGCCACCACUUUAACUAAACAUCAUUUUGGGGAGUCAAGAGUGGCUUUCAGUCGAAUGUGUAAAUCACCGGUCAGACCCAGUUUGAUACGGUGUCUAGUGUUUUAACGCUACAUACAGUGGUGUCUAUUUCUGCCUUUCAUCUAUGUGGACCCUGGUUCGAAUCCCACUUCAGACCAGAGCCUUCAGGUCGGCUCAUCAGUAGUUUUUUUCCCUACCUUUUACCUCUGUGGACUCUGGUUUAAAUCCCACCUCAGACUGGAGCUUUCAGGUGAGCUCAUCAGUGGUGUCUUUCCCUGCCUUUCAUCUCUGUGGACCCUGGUACGAAUCGCACCUCAGACCAAGGUGUUGUAUGUGGUUUCAGUACCUACCUGAUUGCAAGGGAUUGCAUGGGGUUUUCCCGAUUGGGGUUUUCCUCUCACAUCUAAGACUCAUUUCUUCUUGUUUCCUACCCAUCCUGUUAUUGGCGCUAAUUGUGCUGUUGGGUGUGUAGUAAAUUAAUAUGUAGUAAGGACCUGAGAACAAAAUAAGUCUACAUUAUCUAGGGACUUGAAACACCGUGUGAGUCGCUGCUUGUUUAAUUAAGGGAAUAAAAGGGUAACGACAGGUUCUUCAUCGUUUAAAACUGGCAGGGUCGGCGGCCGUGUGAUAAAGACCCGAGCCGAAGGCGAGGGCCUUUAUCGCACGGCAGCGACCCUGCAAGGUUUUAAACGAAUGUUGGGUCUAUUUCAUACAAAAUGUCCACUAUUAAGUAUAAUUUGUAUGAAGUAAUUUAGUAUUACAGAUAAUUGUAAGAACCCAAAAGCUAUAUAGUAUUUCAACUGUUUUUGUUGCCAGGUUAAAACUUGUUGUCAUGUUUUGUCAAUAUUUUGAAAUAAAACAUUCUUCACUCAAA